UAAACAAAAAAAAAUUCUAGAAAAAAAAGAAAAAAUAAAUGGAAAAAUUCUUAUGCAAGCAAGCAAGCAUACUUUUCGGGAGAGUUCAUAUUAUGGAGAUGCUUUGAAAGCAAGAAAAAGAAAAACCAUCCACAGACAAGAAAAACAUCUUAAGCACUCUGCGUAAGCGUGUGAAAAAUAACAAUACAAAGCAGAGAAAGAUGUCAACUGCAUUACAUUCGUAUUAACGGAGAACAUAACAAAUUAUCUCGAACGGAAGUAACAAAAAUCCGCUUCUUUUUUUUUUUUUUUCUUUUUCUUUUUGAAAAUGUGCCAUUCCUCCUUAUUUCAAACUGGGUUGACAUUUGUCAAUCGCGCCGUCGUCGUGACAUGGAGAUCCGUUACGCUUGGAAGAGUACUAAUUUUGAUAAUAAUUGCCUGCCUGAUGCCCAUCAAACAUUGUGCCAAAAUAGAAAAUACUCAGAUACGUUUACUUAUUAACGACGAAGACUUACUUAAUGAAAAGUUAUCAGAUCAUGAAGCCAGCACUACUACUGUCAAAGAAAAACAUGAAGAUCAUUAUAAUUUAUAUCGCAGCGAAUUAAAGCGUUUAUCUUACGAGACAAUAUAUCGUAUCUUAAGAGACGAAAAUGAGCCCAUGUACCGGCCCGAAGACGUUGAAAUGAGAUAUUAUCAAAAACGAUCGCCAUCAUCAUCCUCCCCGUCUUCGCCGCCGGACUGUCAUCAUCCUCGUCAUCAUAAUGAUGAUGAUGGUCACGAUCUACAGAAAAGAUCUUUAAAAGGAACGACAUUGCUUAACUUAACUAAAAUGAAUUUAAAAAAAUUUCCGCCGUAUCCGCAUGUGCUACAUGAUUACGAGACAUUGCUUUCGUUGGAUUUAAGCGAAAAUUAUUUAGAGACGGUAAACAUAGAGGAGUUUAGUCGACUACAGUUUUUAAAUUUGUCUCAUAAUCGUUUAAGCGUUACACCGUUGUGGCGAAAUUCGUCAUUAAUCUCAUUAAAUCUAAACUACAAUCGUUUGAAAUCAUUUUCUCCAGCGUACGACAUGAAAUUACGUGAAUUAUAUCUUUGCUGCAAUGAAAUCGAGAGUCAGGCUUCGUUGAAUUUUACAAUUUUGUAUAACUUGGAAGUGCUAGAUUUAUCCGGCAAUCGUUUAGAGAGCCUAGACAGUUCUUUGUUUCCGCAAAUGAUGCAUAAUUUACGUGUAUUAAAUUUGGCUAAUAAUCAGUUCGUUACUGUCUAUCGCGAAACAUUCUAUAACCUGCUAAGCUUAAACACGUUACUAUUAGCGGGGAACAACAUCAGCGAUAUCGAUUAUGAAACAUUUUUGGCUUUACCGAAUCUUCAAUACUUGGAUUUAUCUUAUAAUCAGCUGCAAGGAAAGUCGAUACGGGCUUUACAGGGUAUAACGGGACUGGUGGCUUUAUCGAUCGCCUUCAAUCCUCAUUUGGGUCCAUAUAUGCAAGAGUUUGUAGCCUCUUGGAGUCUAAAGGAGCUAGAUGCCAGCGGAACGGGCUUAUGCCAAAUACCAGCAGCCUUAGCGCUAUCAGUAAGAUCACUGGGAUUGACUCACAACUGGUUAAAGAUCAUUAAUUGCGGCGACUUGGACAGCUAUCCAUUGCUGCAAUAUUUGGAUUUAUCUUUUAGCCGAAUUGAGGAAAUCGAAGACGACGCUUUGGGUAGAUUAGAGAUACUUGAAAUAUUAAUGCUCGAUCAUAAUAGUCUUCGUAAGGUGCCCAUGAGUUUACCCAAUUCUUUGGAACAUUUAUUUUUGCAACACAAUGAUAUAAUGGAUUUACAACUGACAUCGUUUCAAGGUUUAAAUAAUUUGCAGACUUUGGAUUUAUCCUACAAUAAAUUGCUUUAUUUACCGGCUUUACCGUUGCCUAAACUGCAAACACUUAAUUUGCAAUCGUCCGACCUGCGUGGCAUCAAUCAGGCCAUUGUGCAUACUCUGCCAAGGCUGAGUGAUCUAAUGUUGGAGGAAAAUCCCAUAAAAUGCAGCGAUUUAUUGGGUAUCGCGGAAUGGGCGAGUAGUUGCCGUUUAACAUUCAAAGAGGAAGAAGAGCAAGAAUUUUACGAUAAAACGGAAGCCAAAGAGACGACGACGACGAUGAGUAGCGAUUUAAAAAGGAAAUUUAUUAAAAUACAUAAUUUCUAUGAAAAAUUCCAAGACGAGAAACAAAAACAUGGAGAGCAAAAUGAACGAAAGAAAAGCGAAAAUUUAAUGGAGGAAACUACAGAAGAAGAAUUCACUCCGUUUUGUGCGCGAGAGGUGGAAAGAGAAAAAAGUUGCCACGAAAAUGAAGAGAAAACCGCAAAUGUUAAAUUAAAUAUUAAAAAAGAAAAUAUUUCGCAAGAAGGUCUUAAUUCAAACUUUGUGGCAGUAAAAACAACACCAACGCCAGCAACAACAGCAGCAACAACAACAAUAACAAUGUUUUCCACAUUAGCACCGACAGUUGCACAAAGAACUUUAUCAUCAAUAGAAAUAAAAAAUAAUGAAGCAGUAGUUACGGAUGCAGCAGUUCAGACAACGGAUUCAACAAAAAUUGAAAUAAGACAAAAUAAAAAAGAACAACAAAAUGAAAACAACAUUAAAAAUAAUAAUAAGAACAAGAUGAACAGCAGCAACAGCAACAGCAACAGCAACAGCAACAGCAAUAUUACCACAAAAACUUUACGGAAUUCUGUAACUCGCAAAGAAGUUACAACAGUUCCUGAACAACAACAACAACAACAACAACAACCACAACCGCAACAACAACACAGUAGACAGCAGAAGAGAAUUACGGAAAUUCCAAUACUGGCAGCAACCAGAGACCAGUUGGAUGCUGCUGCUGCCGCAGCUGUAUUAACGGAAGACAUACCGAAUACAGUGCGAGCUGAACGACGUGCCAAUCACAAUAAAACUUUCAGUGAAAAACAAAUGGCAGCAAAUUUAUCAGAGUUGCCAACAACAACAGCUGCAACAGCAAUUAUUUCGGCCAAAAAAUCCGCAAUAACGAUAUCAGCACCACCAGCAUCAGCAUCAGCACCAGCACUAACUCAACCAAAAGUCAUAAAUUCUUUAAAAUUCAAAACCGCAAACAAAACAACAACGUUUACUAUAGCAAGUACAACUACAAGUGUUUCUAUCACUCGGGUACCGCGAACAGAUAUGAAUUUCGAGUUAAAAGCAUUAAAUUCAACCUUAGGAUCCACAAAUAUAUAUAACCGUGAUAACCCGGCGAACACCGAAACCAACACCCACAACGUUAAUAUGUCCAUUAGCAAUAAAAAUAAAAAUAUAAAUCACAGCAACAACAACAACAGCGUUAAUAUUGUAUUAGCUUCAAAUAUGCAGGCACUUAACAAUAAAGAUUUAAUACCAAACAGCAACAGCAACAGCAACAGCAAUAACAAUAACAAUAACAAUAGAAAAGCCAAUGGCAAUACUACGACUACUAACAAUAGCAACAACAAAAUAAUGAUUGUCACAUCAUCAUCAUCAUCAUCACCGUCAUCAUCAUCAUCAUCAACGUCAAUAGCAUCUCAUGAAACUAAUACAUUGCCAGUAAAGUGGAACAAAACAGCAAUAACAGCGACAACACCAACAAUGACAAUGGCAACCACCAUAACGAAUGUCGAGGACAUGAUGAUAAAGUACAAGAAGAAACACAAUAGCAGUGAUCAUGCGUUUGUUGAAAAUGAUGUCAAUGCUGUUGUUAAAUGUAUGCAAUCAAACUCGAAUGACGUCGGUGAGUGCAUUUCCGUUGAACCCCAGCAAGUAAAGCAGCAACAGAAUGAAUUGAAAAAUGAAGAAAAAAUUGGUACAUUGCCAACAACAAUGGCAAGACAGGCCAUAACAACAACGUCGAAAGCAAUGACAUCUGCAAUACAGCAGCAGCAGCAGCAGCAGCAGCAGCAGCGGCAACAACACCACCAACAACAGCGUCACAGGCAUGAACCUUUACAAUUACAGGUUAGAGAUAGACAUUUGAUAGGUACGCCACUGCUAAUGCAUAAAGGAGAAAAUCUAAUGGUAGAAGCAGAUGAGCUAAUAUUAACCAAAAAAAAACCAAUGACCAAAGCAACCAUUGAAACCAAAGACGAGAUAACCAAAUAUAUUAAGGGUAACGAUGCUUACGCCGAUGGCCGUCGAGAACAACAUCAUUUAAAUAUGUUCCUGGAUAAAAGCCAACUAACAAAAGCUUUACGAGAUAAAGAACAAUCUGAUUCCGAAAUGAGUUUGGCAACGGUUAAGACGACUAUUCAAGCCAUAAAAUCGAACGCAACAGAAGUUACCAUCAAUAAAGCAAAGAAACCCUCAUUGGUGAUGAAGAAAAUGACUAUCAUAACCAAACAGCAUGAACCACAGCCACCACAACAUACCUUUAUAACAAAUAAAGAUAAUGAAGUCAUAGCAAAGACUUUCGAUAACAUGAAUUUUCAAGAAUUAAGGCCUAAAGAAACAAAAGAAAGCCAUGGCCAUAAACACAGCACGGUUAAUACACCAUUACACCAAAUAGGAGCUAAGGCUAUAUACGAGCCGCAUACCUUUCAGCAUGAACAUGAUAUGAUAAUGAAACAAUUGCUGCAACAUCAACAGCAGCAACAUCAGCAGCUGCAGCAGCAGCAGCAGCAGCAACAACAACAACAACAACAACAAAGACAGCAGCAGGAUGUAAAAAUUUCAAAAACAGAGCAUUGGUUAGAUAUACGAAAGUCGGAUAAAAGAAAUUCUCAUUCCGGCCUAGUGUUGUUGAUGUCAUUGGGUUUGUUUGUUGUGCUUUUGUUAGGACUAAUGCAUGUGUAUCGCUGCGAUAUCCCGUGGCGGCGACACAUCUCCGCGACCUCUGCCACUGCCCAAUUGCGUCCCCAUCAACGUCACAACUCUUCUAUGGAAGACGAUUCACAUAGUUUUCUAAGCUACCAGGAAGGCGUGCAAAAAUGGCAUCAUAGUGCGCGUCAACAACCGCCUUAUAGCUCACCCCUGCAUAAUUUGCAUGUUAGGGAAUUGCAAAAAACCUCGGCUACCGAAGUCAUACCAAUAGUAAGAACCAGUGCUACGACAAACAUUAGUACAAAAAGUCAGCAACAUUGGAACAAUAGCACUUUGGCGGCUCGUAAUAGCAGAUGUUCGGCAAAUUCUCAAAGCACCAGUUCCAGUACAGCAAGCAGUAUAUCAGCUUCUUCCUCGGCCAUUCUAGAUGACGAAUCAUUUUAUAUUGAAAUGACACCCGAUUCGGGGCAAAUAGCGUGUGCCCUCAACAGUGAACUAUUGCCUAUGGAAUUAUUAAAUUUAGCCAAACAGAAACAAUCAAGACGAGACCUCACGAUUAAUUCAAUCACACAAACUUCUAUGGGGGAUGAUCAUACGGCACCGCCGCAACAACAACGCAUAAUGCAUACGCAAACAGUGAAAACAUUAUCUUCAACGUCAUCGUCAUCGCCUGCUGCCCCCUCUAUUGUUGUCGCUGAUACAAAACAACUGGCGCCGAGUGCGAGAAAAUUCAGCUUAUGGUGACAAACAUUGCUACAACGUCAACAACAAUACGCACCAUUUCAUUAAGAGACUGCCGCCUGCCUACGGUGUGUAAAUCGCAUUGUCUUCACAUCGUGUGAACGGUGAUAGAAAAUCAUGGAAUGACAAAAUAAUCGUAAACAUCGUGUCGUCGGUAUGUAUGUAUUAUUGAAUGCGUAUCAGUUUUAUUAUUAUAGUGUAAGUUUGAAAUAGUUCAGUAGUUAUAUAUAUAUAUAUGCUGCGUAUAUGUAUGCAUUAAGUAGUUGUGUAAGUAGUUAUGUUUUUCCUUUAUCUUUUUUUAUAAAUUAGGAUAUUUUAACAAACUCUCAAAGUGACAAAAUGACAUUAAGAAAAACCAAAAAAAAAAAAAAAAAAAAAAAAAACAUAAAAUAAUUAUAGGCACAGAAGAUAUUCAAACUAUGAGGCGACUUGACAGGGAUCUUCUAAUAUAUCGGAAGUCUCGGAACGGAAUUUCUCAAGAAACGAUAUUAAGCCAAACAUUUUCGUUUUUUACCAUAAAGCGCUCCCUACGGUUGCUUGCUAUGCAUAUAUGACACAUCUUAGUGAUAGCUACCAGAAUUUUAGGUGAGUGGGUUCACUUUUUAGUAAUGGCGCAGGAAAUAAGUUUUAUCGUUUCACUGUGUCUCUAGAGUUUAAAGAGGAAGCCAAGGAAGAACUUCACAAUCUUAUAAGUAACUGAAUUUUAUCUGGAUGUUUUCACGUAUCCAUAAUGGCAGGGAAAAGAUAAUUAACUUCGCCGUUGUAUCCAGAGUUUAUUUAUCAUCUUGAUAGCAGUAAUGGCACUGUUGUAUGUAGGCGUCAGAAUCAUAGGUCGAUAAGUUGAUGUAUUUAACUAACUAUUGCAAUAGUGUCCGCAAUUCCUCUUCAAUGUGU
This is a messenger RNA of Glossina fuscipes, 6400 nucleotides long. RefSeq lists its product as uncharacterized. The record is from RefSeq and is a predicted model, not a curated record. Gene Ontology annotation, molecular function: protein binding. Bases 308 to 5509 code for a protein of 1733 amino acids. NCBI's taxonomy places the organism in Eukaryota, Metazoa, Arthropoda, Insecta, Diptera, Glossinidae. The transcript has 4 exons.